Molecule: messenger RNA, 910 nt
Organism: Phyllotreta striolata
Lineage: Eukaryota; Metazoa; Arthropoda; Insecta; Coleoptera; Chrysomelidae
Source: the annotation of a GenBank genome assembly
UGUCAAUAUGCCAAUUAUGUCAUUCCUACCUAUCACAUAUGCACUUAUCUAAUUAAUUUGUGUGUUUAAUAUUGAUAUUAUGAACUCUUAUUAUAAUUGCAAAGUGAUUUAAGAGUCGACGUUCAACGUGAUAAGCAAAUAUUCUAUUAUUGCUAAUUGACAACUAAGCAUUAAUUCAAAAUGAACAAAAUUGUUAUAUUCGGCUCGACAGGAAUGACCGGCUUAUGCGCCGUAGAAUCGGCCAUCAAGAAAGGUCUUAAUGUACGGGCGUUCGUGAGGGAUCCAUCCAAACUACCCGAUCAUUUGAGAGACAACGUCGAGAUCGUGAAAGGGGAUAUUCUUGAAUACGACAGCGUUUUAAACGCCGUAAGGGGCGUCGAAGGCGUAGUAGUCGCCGUUGGAACGAGAAACGACCUAAGCCCUACCACAGCUCUCAGCGAAGGCUUGAAAAAUAUCAUCAAAGCCAUGGAAGAAUCGAACGUGGAAGUCAUUUCUGUUUGUUUAUCGGCGUUUUUAUUCUACGAGCCGCAGAAAGUUCCGCCCAGGUUCCACGAUCUCAAUGCGGAUCACCAAAGAAUGCUGGACGUGCUGAAAGGGACGAAUUUGAAGUAUAUCGCUUGUUUCCCACCGCACAUUGCAGAUCAACCACCUGUUGGGUAUCAGGUGAAAAACGGGGAAUCGCCAGGUGGGCGCGUUAUAACUAAACAUGACCUGGGACUGUUCUUAGUCGAGUCGCUAACGAAACCGGAACAUUACGGGCAAAUAGUGGGAAUUUGCAACAACCAUGCCCAGUAGGCAGCUAAUAUAACGUAUAUGUUAAGCCAAAAAAUAUUUACAAUUUUAUCUUCCCUUUAACCAAUUUUAUUCCUUUGUUAUGUGAUAAGAAUUGUAUUUAAAUUUCGACUGUUUU